Molecule: messenger RNA, 741 nt
Organism: Malassezia globosa CBS 7966
Lineage: Eukaryota; Fungi; Basidiomycota; Malasseziomycetes; Malasseziales; Malasseziaceae
Exons: 3
Coding region: 1-741 (246 amino acids)
Biological process (GO): mitochondrial proton-transporting ATP synthase complex assembly; mitochondrial protein processing
Molecular function (GO): metalloendopeptidase activity
Source: RefSeq, a predicted model, not a curated record
AUGACUGACGAUACUGCUGAUCCAUUCGUUGUGCGAUGGUUGACAUGGUGUUCUCAAGCAUUGCAGUCACAUAAAUAUCCUAUCAGAUCUCUUGUCGAUGUGUCGUCUCCGCUAUCACCAGACACUGAAACAAGAGAAGAUGUCAUUGCGCGAGGGCGUUGUGAACAAUGGAAAGAAGACCUUCUUCGGACAAGCCCCAUGGUUCGGUUUAUGGUCAAGCAUUUGACGCUUAUUCAGUGCAAUCCACUCUCCCCCAGAGAAGAUUCUGCGAGUCAAGGAACCCCGCCCAAGCUGUUAAUUGCUUCUUGUCCACCCGACAUUGCUGGAGGUUUCUCACCGUCGCCUCCCGAGAGACCCACGGCCGAGUCGGGAAUCUUACUGUGCGCGAAUCGUAUCUUCAGUAAGGCACAUCUUGAGGAUACGAUUUCACAUGAAAUGAUACAUUGGUGGGAUCACUGUCGCUUCAAGGUUGAUUGGGGCAAUCUGCGACACCACGCAUGCAGUGAGAUUCGUGCUGCGUCCUUGUCAGGAGAUUGUAAUUGGACACGCGAAAUUAAUCGGCGCCACUUUGCACUUUCUAAACAGCAUCAAAAUUGUGUGAAGCGACGUGGGAUCUUAUCUGUUCGUGGGAAUCCGGCUUGUAAGAGUGAGGAAAUGGCAAUGAAGGUGGUUGAAGACGUAUGGGACAGUUGCUUUCAUGAUACCCGACCAUUUGAUGAGUAUGAAUUCGACUCUAUCUAA